AUGAGUCUCAAAAGCUUGAAGAGUCUCAGAAUAACAACAGAGUCAACCAAGUCCCUUGUUUUCAAUGUGUCAUAUCAGUGGAUUCCCCCUUUCAGGCUUAACUAUAUCCAAAUUCAAAACUGUAGGGUUGGUCCUUUCCCUAUGUGGCUUCAAGUUCAAAGUGAACUCACCUCUGUCACUCUCAAAAAUACUGGAAUCUCUGGCACCAUACCGGACCAAUGGUUUUCCAAGUUGUCCGGUCAGAUUACCCGAUUAGACCUUUCCAAAAAUCAAAUAGAAGGGAAGCUGCAGCCACACCAAUUGGCAUUUCCAAUCCUGCAAGCGAUUGAUUUGAGCUCCAAUCGCUUCGAGGGUCCUCUCCCGCUUUGGUCCACUAAUGUGGCCGAGCUAUUUCUUGAGGAUAAUUCAUUUUCCGGUCCUAUUCCCCAAAACCUUACUCAAUUAAUGCCUGGAUUGCAAAGACUCCAUCUUUCACGGAACCAUCUCAGUCGAGGAAUUCCUUCAUCAUUAUGUCAGCUAGAGAACCUGCAAGUUCUCUCCCUAAGAAGCAAUCACCUCUCUGGAGAAUUUCCCAAUUGUUGGAACAAUUCCUUUACCUUAUGGGGUUUUGAUGUAGCAAACAACGACUUAUCCGGUGCCAUUCCAAUCUCCCUCGGUUUCCUCCCUUCCCUCACCGUGUUAAUGUUAGGCAACAACAAAUUCCACGGCGAGAUUCCUUCAUCCUUGCAAAACCGCUCCGGCCAGAUUCCACCAGAGUUAUGCAGCCUAGGAAAUCUCCCCCCGCUAGAUCUCUCCGAAAACAGCUUCUUGGGUGUCAUUCCCAAGUGUUUCGAUAACUUGGCAGCCUUGGUGUAUGGUAAUAGCAGUGAGGUGUUUGAAAAUCAAUUGUAUAUUGUGCUGAGAGGAAGAGAGCCUGAAUACAGCAGCAUUGUGGGAGAUGUCAAUGGCAUCAACCUUUCGGGAAAUGACUUGAAAGGAGAAAUCCCAGAUGAGAUCACAAGUAUUCAUGGCCUCCACAUGUUGAAUUUAUCAAGGAAUCAGUUUAGUGGAAGAAUUCCAGACAAGAUUGGCAACUUGGAGAAAUUGGAAGCACUUGAUCUCUCGCAUAAUCGUCUUUCGGGGUCGAUUCCUCAGAGCUUGUCUAGUAUGAUUGCUUUGAAACACUUGAACUUGUCGUACAAUAAGCUUCAAGGGCAAAUUCCUCGGCUUCCACAGUUCAACGAUGCUUCAGUUUUUUAG
Messenger RNA from Morus notabilis, 1239 nucleotides. RefSeq names its product receptor-like protein EIX2. NCBI's taxonomy places the organism in Eukaryota, Viridiplantae, Streptophyta, Magnoliopsida, Rosales, Moraceae. The record is from RefSeq and is a predicted model, not a curated record. The transcript has 2 exons. Gene Ontology annotation, molecular function: protein binding. The coding region runs from base 1 to 1239 and encodes 412 amino acids.